AACCCUUCUUCUCAAGAAGCUAGUUUGAAUUGUUGAAAAGAUGAGCAAGUUUUCUCUACUUUGCUUCAUGUUAAUCUACUUGUCAAUGAUUGACCUUACUGCAGCUGAACAUGAGUGUUAUGUGACUCAAAAACCCACUGUCAAUAUGGAUUUUCAAAACCUGCAGCAAGCAUCCAUAUCUAUAAAAAUGAUUUGUACCAACCUUAUAAACUUGCUAUGGAUAGUAGAUGACAAAGAUACAAUAUCUACGACAGAAUAUCUACAUGCUGUGGUCAGCAUACAUGUAGAGGAAAGUCUUCAAGGCGAGAACGCAAUUGAAAGCAAGCUCAUGUUCAUACCAGCUCCAAAUGAAAGACACACUAUAUACUUUAAAGCACUAUACGAGGCAGACAAUAAUGAACGGAGAAUAUACCGCAGUGAGUCCGUCACUGUUAAACUCUUACAAAAUAAGUUGAGUGCUCCAAGAUUUACAUUUUAUGACGAUUCCAUCACGAUAUCGUUUGCCAGUCAAUCAAGAAAUAUGCACCUAGAAAUUGAGGCCACUGACAAAACUCGUACUCAGGGUGAUUUUGACUGGAUAUGCAAACCAAAAAAAUCUAAAAUGCCGGUUAACCUGAGCAACACAACUAAACAAUCUGGGAGGCAUGUCCUUUUCCUUGACUUCUGUGAGCCUAACGGGACGUUUUCUCUAAUGCAUAGUACAGGUGUUGACGUCGAACUCCCGUCAGUGAUAACAUAUCUGUCUAGUGCUGCUCAACACCGUACGCUGCUCACACAUUGGUUGCUACAGGUGAUGGUACUAGUCCUUCACAUUGCCUAUUUCGAAUUCUGGUAAUAAGGGCUGACGGAUAAUUAUAAUGACAAUUAUAAAUAAACAUGCAUGCAUCAGAACGAAUGGACGUAUAUAUAAUUAUACGUGAUCUAUAGAUCUAUAGCUAAUUAAUUUUUGUUUUCAGCUUAUUUUUAUUCGAGUUAUUUGAUGGUUUCAUAAAUGUG
Messenger RNA from Halichondria panicea, 996 nucleotides. RefSeq lists its product as uncharacterized. NCBI's taxonomy places the organism in Eukaryota, Metazoa, Porifera, Demospongiae, Suberitida, Halichondriidae. The transcript is spliced from 4 exons. The record is from RefSeq and is a predicted model, not a curated record. Bases 41 to 835 code for a protein of 264 amino acids.